Molecule: messenger RNA, 6564 nt
Organism: Conger conger (European conger)
Lineage: Eukaryota; Metazoa; Chordata; Actinopteri; Anguilliformes; Congridae
Product: seizure protein 6 homolog
Exons: 18
Coding region: 272-3382 (1036 amino acids)
Biological process (GO): synapse maturation; regulation of dendrite development
Cellular component (GO): dendritic spine; neuronal cell body; endoplasmic reticulum
Source: RefSeq, a predicted model, not a curated record
UUGAAGGCGCUGACAGCACUCAGAGCGAGCAAUCCGCUUACAGAGCAUUGAAAUUAAACAUUCUCUGCCUUUCAGGCAAUUUCAGUUACAAAUCUGCUCACUACCCGACUCCUACAACCCGAAGGCCUACCGUGUCGUGUGGGUGUUUUCCGAGGAACCGGGAAGUCGGUGUCAGGGCGAAUAUUUCAAUUCUUUAUCUUGCUUUUUGUCUGGAAAGUGUUUAACACAGGGACAUAUUAUUUUGUAAACGGAGGAAUCCACUUCAGUAGACAUGUGCACGAGAGGAGACUACCGAAUUAACGUGUUAGUUACGGUGUUGAUGCUCUGCGCUUCUUCAACGGAGAUACAUGGUCAAGGUCUUUAUCCUGAGCAGAAGAAUGUGGGAAAGGAAGAGUUUGCCUUGGGGUCAGAGGGAGGACACAGCCCCUAUGUGCCCACCCACGACACAGAGAGAGAAGUCCACCUAGUCACCACCGCGUCUCCGCCCAACUUCCCCCACCAUCGCCCCCUCUUCGAGGGCUUCCUCCUCCACGAGACGUUGCUCACAAAGGACUUCAAGGGAGACCAGCGGUUCUUCGCAGAAGAUGGCGCCGUGGCAGGUUACCCAACGACACCCGCUCCUGCCUCUCACUUCCCAGGAGACGCCUCGACCCGGGUGGUGCCCCACGAGGACGCUCCCGCCUACUCCGACGUCGCCACCACCUCCGCUACCGUGGCGGCCACCCUUCCCAUGACCACCCUGGCCGCCUUCACUGUGGAGCCGCCGGUUUCCAUGGCGCACGCCGCGGGAGCUGAGGACCGUGGGAGGGCCUCUGAGAUGGAGGUCGUGGUGACCACCGACUCCUUGACCACGCCCGUCAUGCCGACCUCCGACCCCCCACCCCACAGAGACGGGUCGGCCCUUACCACGCCUGUGAGGGACGGGGCCCCUGUUCAGGAUACAGUCACCAUGGCAACCAGCCUCGCGCCUCAAGCCCUGACGACUUCAACGGGACAGGACAAAGAGGAAGUGCGUACGUCUGACGCAGCACACAACCCAGGCCAUGCCAGUGAGGUGACCACCACAGCCUCCUCCACCUCUUCCUCAGGGGACGUAGACGAGGAAACAACCACAACCACAAUCAUCACCACCACCAUCAUCACCACCAUGCAGAUGCCAGUUCCGUGCAACAUGAACUACACCAGUCCGAAUGGGUACAUUGAGACAGCCUGGUAUGACACCAGCGUGGACUGCACCUUCACUGUGACUGUGUACUUGGGAUAUGGAGUAGAGGUCCAGGUCCUGAACGUGAGCCUGUCGGAGGGGGAGACGGUUACGCUGGAGGACCUGGGGGGCCGCGAGCACUCCGUCCUGGCCAACGAGUCCAUCCUGAUGAAGGGGCUGGUGGUGCGAAGCUCCAGCAACCAGAUCUCUGUCCGUUUCCAGAGCGACCACCCGCAACCGGGCUCCUUCCUGCUGCGCUACCAGGCCUUCGUGUUGAGCUGUGCGUUCCCUCACCGGCCCGCCUAUGGGGACGUGUCGGUCACCAGCCUCCAUGCCGGGGGAGAGGCCUUCUUCUACUGCCUCACCGGAUACCAGCUGCAUGGCCCCUCCAGCCUCACCUGCCGCAACGCCACCACGCCCUACUGGAGCGGCAAGGAGCCCCAGUGCUUAGCCGCGUGCGGGGGAAUGGUCAAGAACGCCACGGUGGGGCGCAUCGUCUCUCCCGGUUUCCCUGGCAACUACAGCAACAACCUGACCUGCCACUGGGUGCUGGAGGCCCCUGAAGGACAGCGGCUGCACAUCCACUUCGAGAAGGUGGCCCUGGCAGAGGACGACGACCGGCUUCUCAUAAAGGACGGGAACAACAUUGACUCCCCGCCCGUCUACGACUCGUACGAGGUGGAGUACCUGCCCAACGAGGGCGUUGUCAGCACGGCCCGACACCUCUUCAUCGAGUUCACCACCGAUGGAGCUGGCACCUCCACCGGCGCCGCCGUCCGAUACGAAGCGUUCGCUCGGGGGAACUGCUACGAGCCCUUUGUGAAAUACGGCAACUUCACCAGCAGCGACAGCACAUAUUCUGUGGGCACUGUGGUGGAGUUCACCUGUGACCCCGGUUACACCCUGGAGCAGGGCUCCGUCAUCAUCGAGUGCAUGGACCCGGAGAACCCUCAGUGGAACGAGACGGAACCCGCCUGCAGAGCCGUCUGCAGUGGAGAGAUCACAGACUCGGCGGGAGUGAUCCUGUCCCCCAACUGGCCCGAGGCCUACGACAAAGGGCAGGACUGCAUCUGGGGCGUGCACGUGGAGGAGGACAAGAGAAUCAUGCUGGACAUCCAAGUGCUCCACGUGGGAAAGAACGACAUGCUGACCUUCUACGACGGCGACGACCUCACCGCCAACAUCCUGGGCCAGUACAGUGGCACACGCACCCGCUUCAAGCUCUACACUUCCAUGGCUGACGUCACCGUCCAGUUCCAGACCGACCCCGCCACCAACAUCUUCGGUUACCACAACGGCUUCGUGGUGCACUUUUUCGAGGUCCCCCGUAACGACACCUGUCCUGAGCUCCCGGAGAUCACCAGUGGGUGGAAGAGCACCUCGCACCCAGAGCUCAUCCACGGAACGGUGGUCACCUACCAGUGCUACCCCGGGUUUCAGCUGGUGGGCACAGAGAUCCUCAUGUGCCAGUGGGACCUGACAUGGAGCGGGGAUGUGCCCAGCUGUGAGAGGGUGACGUCGUGUCCAGACCCUGGGAACGUGGAGCACAGCCACAGGGUGAUAACCGGCUCCCAUUUCUCUGUGGGCUCCACGGUGCAGUACGUGUGUAACAAGGGCUACGCGCUAACCGGGGGCAGCCUGCUCUCCUGCUACAGCCGAGACUCGGCCAUCCCCAAGUGGAGCGAGAGGCUGCCCAAGUGUGUCCUGGAGACCUUCGAGCCAUGCAGGAACCCCGGGGUGCCUGCGUCCGGCACCCAAAGUGCAGAGAAGAGAUUUUACCAGGCGGGGGAGACACUGAGCUUCUCCUGCAACAGCGGCUAUGAGCUGCAGGGACAGCCCACCAUCCGCUGUGUCCCUGGCCACCCGUCACAGUGGAGCAGCCCGCCCCCUACCUGUAGAGCAUCCUCUUUGGUCUACUUAAAUGAACGCCGGCUGGAUGUGUCCAAUUCAGAAUUAAGCAUGGAGGGGACGAACAUCGCCAUCGCCGUCUUGAUACCUGCUGCCGUCGUCAUGUUGGUCAUCCUUGGGAUCUACCUCUAUUUCUCAAAGGUCCAGGGGAAAUCCUUCCGCCUGCCCACAUCCACCACUCCUCCGUACGACCACAUGACUGUGGAGUCCGCCUUCGACAAUCCCAUCUACGAGACCGGACAGCCUCGGCUGGCACUCUCUGAUUACUAAUGGCUGUGUCUGUCUGUCCCCCGCGACUGCACCUCACAAACAACACAGAGGAGACAAGAGAAUACGAAGUGUCCAUUUAGAGAGAUUCAGAACGAGGGAUAUUUGUCCUCUUUUUGCCUUGUGGGAAUUUUUCUGCACCUUCCAUCUCUCACGACUCCUUUGGCUAUUCCGGUUUCCUCCCUCCUUCCUCCUCUCUUCUCCUGGCUGCUGUAGAUACCCACACCUCCAGAGGACAUCUGCCAGCACUGCAAAGUGUGGACAACAUGGUGUUAUUUUUGUAGUGCUUCUGUAGUGAUGGCUUAGUUGCAGUCUUUGUACACUUUCAGUCGUGUGAUAGAGUCCAGCAGUUAAAAAUCUUAAAGGGAACAAAAUUACAUUUUAUUUAUUGUAUUACUUUAGUAACAUUGAUAAAUAACAUUAUACAGACAACAAUUUGUGAACUGGCCUCUAUCUGAAUAUAACACAAAUUAGCCCUUAAUCGCCGUGCGGCAAAUACAUUUAGGAAAUACGUUUGCCCUAGCAUGAUCGUAACAUUGUUCCAGUAGCUCAAGAAAGACACUUGGAUAAAAAUCUCUGUUAUGAUUACUACAACCUUCCUGUCACAACAUGGGAUGUCUGCAUGGAGUUCUUGACCUGACACAAUUGUAAAUAAACCAUUGAAGGUUUAUCUGUGGUUUACAAAAGGAAAUAUACACUGUGCCACCUUUUCUCACACCAGGUCUUUUGUCCAUGCAAAAAUAGUCCCUCCUUACCUCAAACAUUGCUAAUUGUUUUCUGUGAUUCGUAAUUAGUCAUAUGGCCUGGUGAUAUGUGUAAAACUCAAAACAGAGAUAAAACUGAAAUCAUAACUAAGCACAGGUGAGUUAAGUUCUCCCUCUUAUUAUUUUCUGUAUUGUGUAAUUUUAUGUGUUCCAUAUUCAGACCCACUUUUACAAUGUCAGCCAGUUCCAAGUUUACUGGGAAGAAAUACAUUUAAAUACAAUUACAGUUCUCUUCCAUUUGAUUACACAGUAGCCUUCCAAUAUUCAUUUGUGGUUUUAGUGGAUUUUACAUUUUAAGUCCUUAAAUGAACAGAAGCCAAAAUAUUAUCUUGCACACCAUGCAGGAGAUUAUUGCCUUUAUCUAAAGUCUAAUGUUUCUUUUUUACUCCCAAGUAUUUGCACCUUCUAUAUCAUAAAUAUAUGGUUGUUUAUUAAGUUGAUAGACACAGUCCACGUUCCUUGUCUAUUUAAUUUGCUUAGGAUUGUGGCUACCAGUCAAGAUGUGCUACAUGAAUGUCUGUAGGACUAUGGUUGUAACGUAAAAUAUGUAUAUGUUCUUGCUUUUGAUAGUUAUGAACUAACUAACACAUGGUUCGCAAACUAAAUGAAAGUGUAACGGUUGCAGAUAAGUCCCCCAAAAUAACUGUUUGACUUUCUGGAAAGCAGAGGUAAAAACCUUUUAUUGGGAAUGCUGGUUCACCAUGCCACUGUAAUAUGGAAUGAAGUGCAUGGACAAUUUUUUAGGAAUGAUACAUUCAAUAGAAAAAUUCAAGUUCUAUUUUAAUCAGGUCCAUUUUAAAAUUUUUAACAGAGUGACAGAAUUGGCUUUGUUUCACCAAGGGUAGGGGAGUUCAGCUAUCGGUUGCUAUCAGUGAGCGAUACACCUCUCAUCCAAUUGGCGCGAGUUCUCUGGUAGUACUCUGUGCCCUGUCAAGUAGUCAAGUAGCCCAGCAGGUGCAGAAGAACACUGCAUGCACUCUAGCACCAGAACCCUGGCACAUGACUACACAUACCACAGCAUACCACAAAAGCUACAAUCGCCAGUUCCAGACAGAGAAGAAAGAAAAAGUUCAGAAAAUAAUGUUUCAGCAAAACAAAAAGUCGGGCAAGUGGAAGAAUGAAGAAUGUAACAGUUCCAUCUUUAUAUUCAUUUCUUGCAGUAGUGGACAUAAUACAGUGACAACAUUUUUAUCAGGAUGCAGUCAUUUUAUUUGCUCUUAAUUUCAACACUAAAGGCACUGGGUUACCAGUACUAUAUGACUUCAAGUCUGGUCAGACCCCAAUGGCCAUAAGAAAAUAACUCCACACACAACAAUGAUACAAUAUCAUUUUUACAGUUUUAUUAAACAAUGUAUUCAGUUGAAAUCACUGCUUUUUUCCUUUAGGUUUUUUUCCUUUUCUUUACAGAAAAGCAAUACUAAAAUGCAAUGGUUAUGUAAAGGCUGCCAUUGCUUUACUUCUAAUAUAAUAGGCAUUGCACAGUAUCUUGGUGUGAUUUGUCCUUUUAAAUUAUUGUUCUACAUAUAGUCAUAUAAACAAUUCACAAUGAAAUAUACUGUAUGCAGGUUAUGAUUGACAAGUGGGACUUGGUGAAUGAGAACUGAAUGGCCAUGGUCUUCUCUUAAAGUAUCCUAGUGGUACUGCCCUCCAAAUUUAAGAAUGAAUAGCCACCAGACAACACCUAGGAUGUGUAGACCUACACAUUCACUGUUAUUACCUGUGUAUCUGUUUCUACCUUUUGAUAUAGUCCAUAUUACAAUAUAUAGCAACAAGACUAGAUGUGUUUAUUUUCAAUGUGUGAUGUAAGUCUUUACCUUAAUUGUCCUUACCCUAUUUGCAAGUUCUUGUAAUUGUAUCGCCAUGUACAGGCAAGGAGGAAGAUAAACCUUGUAUGUCAAGAUACUAAUGAACUGCACCUGUAAAUUCUGGAAAAACUACAGAUGUAAAGUGGGUAUAUAUUUUAUUACUCAAGUACUUCUGCAGAUAAAACAAAGCUGCAGAGCAGGUUUCAAAAGGUAAUGCAAGAAAUUUUCGAAAAUUCAUAUUGAGCAGAUGUAAUUCUGAAAAUUGAAUACAAAAAAAAGCUUAUUGAGACCUUGUUGACCUUACUCCAAAUGCAAUGCUUGUUCAGUACAGCACAGUUCACUGAAAUAAAGUUGUAAACAUUUCAAUGGGGGUGUUGUAACAUUAUUAUUAGAAUUUGUAUUAUUAUUAUUAUUAUUAUUAUUAUUAUUAUUAUUAUUAUUAUUAUUAUUAUCCCUGUCAACAUAAUAGAGGAAACUGCAAAGGAGUAUGAAGAUUAUGUUGUAACAUGUUUGGAUUCACUGUAUAACUGAGGGAAUAAACGUCCAAAUGGACAAAGAAUCAUGUAAAUAAAACUGAUUCUUCAAUAAUAAAAAAUAAGCACUUUACCGCUUCAAA